AUGAGCGAGACAAGAGCUGUAGAGUUCCUUCAGCAGAGAAGCGGCGAUGACAUGUUCAAUGCUGUGCGGAUGCAACACAGUGUCAUCUGUGAGCUUCAGAGUGAAAAUGCUCGGCUGAAGUCUGAGAAGAUGGAGCAGAAACGGCAUUUCAAGGCAGCGAUACAGCACAGAGAUUCUGUGAUAAAAAGGUUGGGCACAGCUAACUCGACGUCUCCGGCCCACCCUAUAACCGCCACAACAGCACGGGGAAGCAACCUUCCAUCCGCAAGCCAGCAAAGGGCAGUCCUUCCCGCCGCUCCUCCCCCCCGAGCCAUUGCCCCAGGAACCCCACCAACCCGUCCCAGGCGUAACGACACGACCGCUUCCUCCAAUCGAGAGCUGCGGCAGGCAGGGCAGCGGAGAAGGCGGGGCACAGAUACGUUAGCUGCUCCUCCCAGAACAGGAACAGCUAUCGCUGGCAGCAGGCCUCCGGCCACGCCGGAUAGAUCUCAACAUGGAUCAAGGGCCCCUGCCAUUGCCCAUUCUUCCUCCCGACGCCCAGCUCGGCAGUCGUCUGACUCUUCUGGAGCUGUGACGGCUUCCUCUUCAGCUGCCUACCCAAAAGCCAGUCGUUUGCUUUCGGGUUGCUGCGCAGCAACCUGUAGUUCUACUGGUGGUAGCAGCAGAACAACUGUUCGUGUGCCUGAGCGUGCUGCGAAGCCCGCUGCAAAGAGCCGCAGGGGCGCGCAGCUGACGGACAGGCGUGGGGAGACACAUGACCAUCACACGAGUUGGCACAGAGCUGCAAACGCCCGCUAUGAAGCUCAGAAUAUGAGAGAAUAUGAAUUUUAUCGAAUCUCCAUGGAUGCCGGCUUCACUGACCGAGGAUGUGCUUCACAGUCGGCUUCGCCUGGAGUUAGCCUCGGACCAGUUAUUGGUCUGCUUCUAGUCGCAGCUAUCUUUUGGGCUGUACUGCUGCGCGGCUAA
Messenger RNA from Eimeria mitis, 966 nucleotides. RefSeq lists its product as uncharacterized. The transcript has 5 exons. Bases 1 to 966 code for a protein of 321 amino acids. NCBI's taxonomy places the organism in Eukaryota, Apicomplexa, Conoidasida, Eucoccidiorida, Eimeriidae. The record is from RefSeq and is a predicted model, not a curated record.